AUGGACAAUGUUCUGCCACAGGAGGUUUCAAGAAAUAGUGAUGUUACUUAUGUAGAUAAUAGCUUACAGCAUCAUAAAAAGCAAUUGGAUAUUUUAAAGGAGGAUCGUUUGUGCCAUUUAAACAAUCGAAUAUGUGGCAAUGCAGAAAUGCAACGCUUUGGGAAGCAACAUCAAACGCAGUCGUUUGCUCCUAUUUCCUUGCCUCCUUCGCCGCCCCCAUCAUCAUACAACAUUGCUGUACCGGCUAUAACUGCCUGUGAUCUUCCAUCAGCAUUGUUACCACAUCCCGCAAAGUUUGCCAUUCAACCAAUGUGGUCAACUGCGGCCAUGGCAGCUGCCCACAUACAGGCAGCCUUUGCUGCUGUCUCUGUGGCAGUAAAUAGUGAUCCAAACAAUAGCAGUGACAUCAGUGGUAAACUGCCUAAGGUCGAGUCUGUUUUAGCAGAGGAUUGUGCGUCAUUGGUCCAAGGUUCUUCUCGUAUAGGAGAGACAGAUGUAAUCUCGUGUGUCGAUUCUGAUUUGAAGCUCAGUGAUGUUAUCACAAACGCUGCAGCUUUAUCGCCUACACAUGUGCGCAACGUGAUAAGCAAUAGUCGAUUGGUUGUACCACCACCGGCCCCUGCUUUAUUGUUGGCUGACAAUCCAACAAUUCCCUUAACGACAGAAAAUGAGCCUGGUAUCGAUGAUGAAAUAGAUGGCGGUUCGGAUGACAUCAGGACUGAAGAUUGUAAGGCUGCGUCUCAACAAAAUUUAACCGUAUUGACAAAUGAAGCGAAGACUUACAAUAGUGGUGGUACAGAUGUGCCUUUGAAUUUAUCAAAACCCCGAUCAUCUUCGGGCUCUCAACAAAUACAGCAACAUCAACUUCAAGAGAGUGGAAGUCUUACCCCUGUUUCAAUGGAAAAUGUAUCGAGCAAUUGGCAAUCCAUGUCGAGCGAGGACACAAAACUUUUAAUAUGUCGCCUAUGGAACAUACCUCCAAUAGAGGAAGUAGAAUCUGCUUCGUCGAUGGUGCCAGUGUCUCCCAUUGUACCAGUAUCCCCUAUUGUCCCCAUGGCUACAAGUGAUAGUGAUAAUAUAUCUAUGCCUCAGACAAUGUCGAGUAGGGGAAGCAAACUAAAAACCUACCCAUGUUCUACCAAAAAACCAGUUUUGGAGCAAUUGAAUGUACUGCAAAAUGAUCAGCAUGAGGUAGAAAAUCAGCAUUCUAUUUCCUUCAUAGCCAAAGAGGGACGAUCCACUACACGCGAAGGACACAGCUAUGGCCAUUCUUACCAUAAGCCACAUAUCAAACGACCUAUGAAUGCAUUCAUGGUGUGGGCCAAGGACGAACGCCGUAAGAUUCUAAAGGCUUGCCCCGAUAUGCACAACUCAAAUAUUUCCAAAAUAUUGGGUGCCCGUUGGAAGGCAAUGUCUAAUAUUGACAAGCAUCCAUAUUAUGAGGAACAAUCGCGUCUUUCUAAACUGCAUAUGGAGAAACACCCUGACUAUCGGUACCGUCCAAGACCAAAGCGUACUUGUAUAGUUGAUGGAAAGAAAAUGAGAAUCUCGGAAUACAAAACGCUUAUGCGAACAAAACGAGCAGAGAUGCGGGAAAUAUGGUACAGGGAUGCUGCGCCUGGUGUAAGUGUAACACCCCCAGGCGAUAGGAGAUUUUGCCACAUGACGCACUGUGACGACGAUGAUUUCCAAGCAACCCUGAUGACCGCCGGGUGUAAACCAAAGGAUAUUGCAAAAUUUGAGAAAUCCUCCUCGGACAUCGUUGGCGAUUGUAGUUCAAACACUUUGGAAUGCUCCAAUCCCAAUGAUAAUGACAUCAAUGCCGACCGUUACCAAUCAAAAUGUCUCAAUCGUCCUGGGAUCUCUCAUGAUGACAAUAAUUUAAACAUGCAUUCACGUGACGAUGACUGA
Musca domestica (house fly) is the source of this 1911-nucleotide messenger RNA. RefSeq lists its product as uncharacterized. The coding region runs from base 1 to 1911 and encodes 636 amino acids. NCBI's taxonomy places the organism in Eukaryota, Metazoa, Arthropoda, Insecta, Diptera, Muscidae. The record is from RefSeq and is a predicted model, not a curated record. Gene Ontology annotation, biological process: cell fate commitment; regulation of transcription by RNA polymerase II. Gene Ontology annotation, molecular function: DNA-binding transcription factor activity, RNA polymerase II-specific; RNA polymerase II cis-regulatory region sequence-specific DNA binding. Gene Ontology annotation, cellular component: nucleus. The transcript has 2 exons.